CCAUAACAAGCGCACCACGAGGAGCCCAGCUGGACCUGUGAGAACUGCGUUACUUAAGAACUGUACCAUAACACAAGCCACUGGAGUCAUUUAACCAUGUGCUACGUUGAGAAUAUCAGGGACUAGAGGCCAGUAGUGCAUUAAAUACCAGUGUGUUGCCAAGGGUGUCGCAGAAAUGUCGAUCAAGAAGAUAAAUGUCCUGUCUCGAAACCCCGACCACUAUUUGAGGGAGACCAAACACGAUAUACACAAAGUUCAAAGAAAUUAUGAUCCCAGCUUACAUCCCUUUGAGGCAAGCAGAGAGUACAAAUUGGCCUUGAAUUCUGUCAAGCUUGAAAGAGUGUUUGCCAAACCAUUUGUGGGCAGCCUGACACACACUGAGGGAGUAUCUGCCCUCUGCCGCCACCCAAGCCGCCUCUCCUGUGUGUUUACUGGCACUGUUGAGGGUGAGCUGAGGUUAUGGGACAUAUCCCACAAGAAGUGUGAGUGGACUGUUCAAGCUCACGGUGGACAGAUCUGGUCCAUUGUAGCUGCUCCUGAUGGGAAUUCAUUCUUCACUGUUGGCAAUGAUAAGACCAUCAAGAAGUGGUCCCUUGACAAGGCCAAGGAAGGGGACCAUGACCUGCCUGUUGACACAUGGCUCAGUGAUACCAUCGUGACGGGCAUCACCCACCACAGGUACAGGAACGAGUUCAUCACCUGUGGGGAGAGAGUCCUGCUGUGGGACGCCUCCAAUAAGGCGCCCAAGUUCUCCUAUGACUGGAGCACGAGUGGGGACAGGAAUGAUGCCAGUGUGGCCAGCAUCAAGUUCAACCCCGUGGAGACAGACCUCUUUGCGUCCAGUGACUACGCCAACAACCUUGUUCUGUAUGACACACGAGCAAAGGAGGUGAAGAAACUGAAGAUGAACCUCCGCAUCAACGCUUUGGCUUGGAACCCCAUGGAAGCCUUCAUCCUGACGGCUGCCAGUGAAGACUAUAAUGCAUAUUCCUAUGACAUCAGGAAGCUGAACACUGAGGCAGUGAUCAACAUCCACGAAGGCCACACUGCUGCUGUGCUGGAUAUAGACUAUGCCCCCACUGGCCGAGAGUUCUGCACCGCCAGCUAUGACAAAUCCAUCAGGAUAUUCAGGACAGAGGAGGGACACAGUCGGGAUGUGUACCACACCAAGAGGAUGUUUAAGGUCAGCACUGUCCUCUGGUCUGGAGACAACAAGUUCAUUCUCUCAGGCUCUUCAGACCACAAUGUUAGGAUAUGGAAAUCAAAAGCACAUGAAAAGAUGGGCAUUAUGCGUGCCAGGGAGCGCAAUGCCAUCAAUUACGCAGACGAGCUCAAGAGAAAGUACAAUCACUUCCCAGCAGUGCGCAGAAUUGCUCGUCACCGUCACCUGCCUCAGCACAUCUACAAUGCCAGGAAGGAACACCGCAUCAUGAAGGAAAGCCGUGCCAGAAAAGACGCCAACAGACGGAAAUACUCCACGCCUGGAAAAACCCCACGGGUCUCGGCCCGGCGGAAGGUGGUGGUGGGCCUGCAGGACGAUGGUGUAGUGGACAACAUGCCAGGAACCUCAGCCAGCUAGUGCAGCUGCUUCAUCAAGCUGUAUUAAAUAAACUUCUCAUGAAACAUCAGUGAACAGAGAAUUCAGAGUGGAGCCGUACUGUUGUUAACAAAGUGUUUGUGUAGUAGAGGACACUGACUGGUUAGGCUCCAUUUUCAUUGAUAAUCUGGUUUUCUUAAAAUACAUUCUCUAUUUUUAAAA
Molecule: messenger RNA, 1759 nt
Organism: Portunus trituberculatus (swimming crab)
Lineage: Eukaryota; Metazoa; Arthropoda; Malacostraca; Decapoda; Portunidae
Product: DDB1- and CUL4-associated factor 13-like
Exons: 9
Coding region: 176-1579 (467 amino acids)
Biological process (GO): maturation of SSU-rRNA from tricistronic rRNA transcript (SSU-rRNA, 5.8S rRNA, LSU-rRNA)
Cellular component (GO): nucleolus; small-subunit processome
Molecular function (GO): protein binding
Source: RefSeq, a predicted model, not a curated record